CUCGUCAAAUCUUUAUUGCUUACCAACUUCUGAAAACUACAUAAAGACAAGUGCAUAGAUAUACAAAUACACACAAACUACAUAAUUAUGGUGAAGUUUGAUACAAAACUAUGGAAAGCUGUGUUUAUUAUGUCGAUAAUUAACAUUGGGCUAAGCGGUGUAAACGUUAUGUUCAAGAAGAUGAUUGAUCAAGGGAUUAACCGUAUGGUUGCGACCACUUACCGACUUGCCGCAGGAACUCUGUUCUUGAUACCAUUUUCGAUUUUCAUGGAAAGACAUAACAGGCCAAAACUCACUGGUAGGAUCUUGUGCUCACUCUUCUUUAGCGCUCUUCUGGGGACAAGUUUGGUGCAAUACUUCUUUCUUAUUGGACUUGAGUAUACAUCUUCUACUUUUUCCUUAGCGUUUAGCAACAUGGUUCCUUCAGUCACCUUUGCGUUGGCUCUCGUCUUUAGGCAAGAGACGCUGAACAUCAAGAGCAAUGUAGGAAGAGCCAAAGUAUUAGGCACAAUGAUAUGCAUUUGUGGAGCUUUGGUGCUUACGCUUUAUAAAGGAACCGCUUUAACUCGAGAGCACAGUACUCAUAUGCAAACACAAACGAGAACUGAUUCAACCGGUGCAAUGACACAGAAGUGGGCAAUGGGUUCGAUCAUGCUAGUUAUAUCGAUCAUAAUAUGGUCAUCUUGGUUCAUUGUUCAAGCUAAAAUAAGCCAGGUUUAUCCAUGCCAAUACACUAGCACCACGAUCCUCUCUUUCUUUGGUGUGAUCCAAUCUGGUUUGUUGAGUUUGAUCUCGGAGAGGAGCAUGUCUAUGUGGGUCGUUAAAGACAGGUUCCAAGUUUUAGCUUUACUUUAUUCGGGUAUCGUUGGAUCGGGACUGUGCUACGUGGGAAUGUCGUGGUGUCUCAGGCAACGAGGUCCGGUUUUCACGUCCAGCUUCAUACCUUUGAUCCAAGUCUUUGCUGCCAUUUUCAGCUUCUCUUUUCUUCAUGAGCAAAUUUACUGUGGAAGUGUGAUAGGAUCAGUGGUCAUCAUCGUGGGACUUUAUAUACUUUUAUGGGGCAAAAGCAAGGAUAAGUCUGCGCCGAUUACCAAACAAGAACCAUUAAAUCUCGAUCUUGAAGGUUGUGGGACAGCACCAAAGGAACUCAAUAGUGCUGCCCAUCCAGUCUCUGCUAAAUAAUUACUUCAACAUAUAUUUAACUGUUUCGCAUAUUUCUAACUCCAACUGAGUAAAUUUAUAUUAGAACAUCAUACUAAGAAACUACACAAUAAAUUAAAUGUUAUUCUUAUUCAGAAAUAAAAAUACGAAUUUCAGA
This is a messenger RNA of Camelina sativa (false flax), 1318 nucleotides long. RefSeq names its product WAT1-related protein At3g30340-like. Lineage: Eukaryota; Viridiplantae; Streptophyta; Magnoliopsida; Brassicales; Brassicaceae. Gene Ontology annotation, molecular function: transmembrane transporter activity. The record is from RefSeq and is a predicted model, not a curated record. Gene Ontology annotation, cellular component: membrane.